Molecule: messenger RNA, 2491 nt
Organism: Ruditapes philippinarum (Manila clam)
Lineage: Eukaryota; Metazoa; Mollusca; Bivalvia; Venerida; Veneridae
Product: P2X purinoceptor 7-like
Biological process (GO): monoatomic ion transport
Cellular component (GO): membrane
Molecular function (GO): monoatomic ion channel activity; purinergic nucleotide receptor activity; ATP binding
Source: RefSeq, a predicted model, not a curated record
UUAAAGGCACGUUAGCUCUCAGCAAAACCAUUUUUUUCAUCGUUAAAAGAGUAAAAUAUGCGAUUCAGACAUGUGUAACUAGUGAUUGUGUAUACAAUCAUCGAGAUUAGCAGCUCUGCAACGCCACGAAUUAAUAUAUUAUCAUUCAUACAUUCCACAACAUUGUUUACAAAAUUUAACCCAAAUAUAGCUUCGUCAAUAUUACGAGUCUUUCCGGAGAAUCUCCGUAUAUUUACGCUUACACGCAGAAAAUGAUGACGUCAGACUGAAGAGCACACUUCCGCAAAAAAAUCAAAACAACAUGUCAUCUACGUCGUCGUCUUCUACUGGAUCAGAACUUUCUGUCCCAUCAGACAGAGGGUUUCCAAGUGCAAGGGGAAGAGGUAACAGAGGAAGAGCACCCAGAGGUAGAGGUCGAGGAAGAGGUCAGGGUAAAGGAAGAGGGAAAGGAAGGGCAAGGGGGAGAGGACGAGGGCAAACAGGAACAAGUGAGACUAGAGCAGAUGUUGCUCUUCAUAUUCUUGAGACAAGAAAGGAACGCUUCAUGAAUGCUUUGGAUGAAAUGUCAAAAGAGAGGAUGAGGGAGUUGCUCGUGGAGGCAAUGGAAAAGAGCCCUUCCUUGAUUCUUGAUGUAUUUGAACCACAAGAGUCUCAGUUUGGUGGUUUUCAUCCCCCAGCUGGAAAUGACACACCAGAUUGGUGUACCUGCAAUCACUGCAGAGAGAUGCCAACCGAAGAUGAAAAACUAUGUUGUGGCAUGAUGCCAGAGCAGUGUGUAUCAUUAUUACCAGAUUUCAGAGUUCUCAUUUUGGACGAGGCGGUCCUUGCAUUACAACGCAUGUACAGGAGGGAUGUCCUCGUGAUAGAUGAUGAGGCUGAUCUCAGAAAGGCCAACAGACAUGCUGCAUAUAGACAAUAUGUACUUUGGCAACAUGGACGUUUGAGUGUAGGUGACAGGAGGGUUAUACCUUCAUGUAGUGUAUGGUCUAUAAGAGACAAAUACCCGGAUGCCUUUGGGCAGUAUACUGGUUUCAUACCAUCAAGACUUGUUUGAAAUUAAAAACCUGUUGUUAUAGGUAGUACAAAACUUAUAUGCAUGUUAAAAGAUUAUCAAAUCAGCUUGAGUUUGUGUCAACUGAAUUGAAACAAUCUUGGGUUCACAUUUAUGAAGUCAGUUUUAUUCUUUCUGAUGUUAUUUUCUAAAUCAUUUUUUAUGUAGUACAGCUAAAUCAGUACCUGUUGGUUCUGACAAUAUGUUAAUAAACAUAUUUAAAAUUUAUAUAAGCUGCAUUAUGAUGAAAGCAUGAAGCUCAUUUUGGUAACUCAAGUUCAAUUUGUUGUCUAUGAAGAAACAUAACCAUUAACAAAGUCGGUUUGAACUCCUGCUCCUAAGGUGAGGGGUUGACACCAAAACCUCCAGGUCACAACUCCCUUUUAUGUAUUGGACACUUUCAUUUACAUUGUACUCAGAAGACAUUUAAACUUCUAUACUGCUACAUGUUUACCAUAAGUAAGAAGAAGAUUUAUAUGAUUUUCAAAAAUAAAUGUCUUAGGUUACUUUCAUGGGCUUUGUUUCAUGCCUACAAGGGUAUAAAAAUAACUAUGUCCAUUCGAAAUAUUUAGGCUCAUAACUUCUGUUCUAUGUAAAGUCAUCAUGAUAGAGGCAAAACCAUGUAUGGAGGUAAAAUACCAAUAUGAGCCGCGUCACGACAAAACCAACAUAAUGGGUUUGCAACCAGCAUGGAUCCAGACCAGCCUGCGCAUCUGCGCAGUCUGAUCAGGAUCCAUGCUGUUUGCUAUCAGUUUCUCUACUUUAAAAGAGUUGGUAAGCGAACAGCAUGGAUCCUGAUCAGACUGCGCGGAUGCGCAGGCUGGUCUGUAUCCAUGCUGGUCGCAAACCCGUUAUGUUGGUUUUGUCAUGACGCGGCUCAUAUGUACAUUUUUUGUGCCUGGUCAAUCAUCUGUAUGUUUUGAAAAUACUUGUCACAGAUGUUGAAAACUAGCACAAGACACUGUUUUUUAAGUUCAUUUUACUUAUCAAGAAUAUUCCUUGGGACAUCAAAGUGUAUGACUGAAAUGUUUACACCCACAAUAUAACAAAAUAUUGAAUACACAUUCAGAAUAGUCAAAUAUUUUAUUGAGCAUUUUUAUUAUAAAACUGUAAAAAGGAACAAUAUGUUUAUGCAAAAUUAUUUCUUUCACGUCUUUUUUAGUUCAUGCAACCAUGAUGCAGGAAAUAUACAGUUUGCUAUAAAAAAAACAUCAAUUAGAAUAUUUUCUUCAAUAAAAAUGUUGAUAAUUUUCUUUAACAGGUUUGUUGUGAAAGAGUAAACAUAAUUAAUGAUUUAGAGAUAAAAAAAUAAUUGCAAACAUAAUUAUUACUUCUACAAGAAAUACAUAAUACUAAUAACUAAUAGAUAAACAGAUAACAAAUAAUGAUUUCUUUAUUUUGUCUCAUGUAUAAUUCUGAAAUAAAGUUGUAGUACACGUA